Neogale vison (American mink) is the source of this 927-nucleotide messenger RNA. RefSeq names its product olfactory receptor 4C6-like. The transcript has a single exon. Gene Ontology annotation, molecular function: olfactory receptor activity; G protein-coupled receptor activity. Lineage: Eukaryota; Metazoa; Chordata; Mammalia; Carnivora; Mustelidae. Bases 1 to 927 code for a protein of 308 amino acids. Gene Ontology annotation, cellular component: membrane. The record is from RefSeq and is a predicted model, not a curated record. Gene Ontology annotation, biological process: G protein-coupled receptor signaling pathway.
AUGGGAAAUCCAAGUAAUGUGACUGAAUUCAUCCUUUUGGGCAUUGCAGAGAACCCAGAGCUGCGGAAAAUGCUUUCUGUUGUGUUCCUAAUCAUGUAUGUGUCCACAGUUUUGGGAAACCUACUCAUUGUGGUAACUGUGAUCACAAGUCAGCGUCUGAGAUCGCCAAUGUAUUUUUUCCUUAUUUCCUUGUCCCUUUUGGACGUUACUUACUCUUCUGUUAUUGCCCCCAAGAUGAUUGUGGACUCCCUCUCCAAGACCACUACUAUCUCCUUAGAAGGCUGCCUGACCCAGCUCUUUGCAGAGCAUUUCUUUGGUGGUGUGGGGAUCAUCAUUCUCAUUGUUAUGGCCUAUGACCGCUAUGUGGCCAUCUGUAAGCCCUUGCACUACACAAUUAUUAUGAGCCCUCGGGUAUGCUGCCUGUUGCUGGGAGGGGCUUGGGUGGGAGGGUUUAUCCAUGCAGCAAUACAGCUUCUCUUCAUGUAUCAAAUACCCUUCUGUGGUCCCAAUGUCAUCGACCACUUUAUAUGUGAUUUGUUUCCCUUGUUGAAACUUGCCUGCAUGGACACCCACACCCUGGGUCUCUUAGUCAUCCUCAACAGUGGGGUGAUGUGUGUGACCAUCUUCCUUAUCCUUAUUACCUCCUACAUGGUCAUCCUCUGCUCCCUGAGGUCUUGCAGCUCUGAAGGACGGCGCAAAGCCCUCUCCACCUGUGGCUCCCAUCUCACUGUGGUCAUCUUGUUCUUUGUGCCAUGCAUUUUCCUGUAUGUGCGACCUGUGGCCACUUACCCCAUAGACAAAGCAAUGGCUGUGUCUGAUUCCAUCAUCACACCCAUGUUGAAUCCCUUGAUCUAUACCCUGAGGAAUGCUGAGGUGAAAAAUGCCAUGAGGAAACUGGGAAAACGAAGGACUUUUGUAGACAAGUGA